Osmerus eperlanus (European smelt) is the source of this 3290-nucleotide messenger RNA. RefSeq names its product syntrophin, alpha 1 (gene snta1). Gene Ontology annotation, cellular component: dystrophin-associated glycoprotein complex; neuromuscular junction; intracellular anatomical structure. Gene Ontology annotation, molecular function: protein binding; structural molecule activity. The record is from RefSeq and is a predicted model, not a curated record. Lineage: Eukaryota; Metazoa; Chordata; Actinopteri; Osmeriformes; Osmeridae. Bases 88 to 1548 code for a protein of 486 amino acids. The transcript has 8 exons.
UGUGUGUGUCCCCUUCCAUCUCCCCCACCCCUAUCUCUUUACAGGACUGCCAACCCCUUCUAGAGUUAUUCCAGGAAUGUGUUGAACAUGGCUGCCGCGAUGAAGGCACAGAAAACGGGACUGUUGGAACUUCGAGUAACUGUGGACAGCUGGAUUCGUGUUUUAGCCACACUUACCGAGGAUACUUUAACGGUAAGCCCCGGAGAGGUCGCCGAAGAACCAGUGAAACCCAACCCAACUCCUACUGGUGCAGUUAACGGAGACCCGGCCAACCUCAGCUCCUCUCCCGUACCAGAGACGAUCACCAACGUGAAGCGCACAGUGCGAGUUACAAAGCAAGAUGUUGGAGGACUUGGAAUUAGUAUUAAAGGUGGGAGGGAGAACAAGAUGCCCAUUCUCAUAUCCAAGAUCUUCAAAGGCCUGGCUGCCGACCAGACUGAGGCUCUCUACGUGGGCGAUGCCAUCAUGUCGGUGAACGGGUCCGACCUGCGGGAGGCCACCCACGACGAGGCGGUGCAGGCGCUGAAGAAGACCGGCAAGGAGGUCAUCCUGGAGGUGAAGUACAUCAAGGAGAUGUCAGCGUUCUUCAAGAACACCUCCCCUGGAGCCCCCCUCCCCUGGGACUCCCCCCCUGCCACCCCUCAGAAGGGGGCCGACACCCCCCCCGCCGAGCCCAAAGAACCCCGCAGCAUCCCCCUCAAGAUGUGCCAGGUGCUGCGGAAACAGUGCCCCCCGGACACAGAGAACAGGUAUUUCGAGGUGAUCUCAUCCAACAGAAAGAGUUCUGUAUUCCUGCGGGCGAAGGACCCAGCCAUGGCCCAGUCCUGGUACAACGCCAUCCAGGCCGGUACGGCCGCCCAGGGGCUCCGGGUCAAGGAGGAGCUGAGGGCCAUGCAGCCCGGCAUGGAGGUCAAACACGUGGGCUGGAUCACCGAGCAGGCCUCCCAGGGCCCGGAGAGAGCCGUGGUGGCUGUGCUGACGGAGAGAGACCUGCUGCUGUACCCCACCCUGCCUGACAGCAGAGACAGUCUCAGCAGCCCGGCAAAGAGCCACCCACUCAUCACUACCAGACUGGUCCACUCAGGCCCAGGAAAGAGCUCCCCCCUGCUGGACUCGGAGCUGUCGUUCGGCCUGCGGACGGGCACCAAGCAGGGCGUGGAGACCCACGUGUUCCGGGUGGACUCUGCCAAGGAGCUGUCCGUGUGGACGCACCUGCUGGUGGAGGGCUGCCACAACGCUGCCGAGCUCAUCCAGGAAGUCACUACAGCCUGCAGCUGGAACGGGAAGGAGGUCACUCUGGGAGUGCACAUCGACGAGGGCUUCACCCUGUUCACGGAGGAGAUGGGCGUGAGGAAGAGCGUCCUCCUGCAGCAGCCCUUCGAACGCCUCCGGAUGUCCUCGGACGACGGCGUACGCAUGAUCUUCCUGGACUUCGGAGGGCCGGAGGCUGAGAUUCAACUGGACCUCCACUCCUGCCCCAAGACCAUGGUGUUCAUCAUCCACUCCUUCCUGUCUGCCAAGGUCAAGAGGCUAGGCCUGCUGGCAUGAUGACAGCCUCUCCCUGGGCACCCAACCUCACACACACACACACACACGUACACACACACACACACACACACACGUACACACACACACACACCCACACGUACACACACCAGACUCCCAACACCAGGGUCAGGGUGCUACUCCUGGAGGCAGAUUGACUGACCGUUCCACCCACCCUAGGUCAGAAUCCUCUCCCAGUGGAAUCGAUAUCAAGCAGCAAUAAUGAUGCUCCCAAGGUUUAGAGGUUGUCCGUCUCACACACAGGUGCACCUCUGCUGUCGGGCGUUCAUCAUGUCAGCCAGCCAGCUGUGUUGUCAUGACAGCCCACAAAGCACUGUUACCAAGCCGGAGAGUUCGUUAGUUACUGAUGCAGUCUUGUCGUUGGUAGUUUCACGGAGCGUGGCAGUUUUUUUUGGUGCCGUUUCCAUGAUCCCUGUGUCAGCUCUUCAGCUGUCAUCGGAAGUCAUCGCAGUCCCUACUUCAUUUCCAUGACAACAGCCCAUGGACACUGGGAGGGCUGUAAGGCUGUAAUGGAACCGAAAGGUGUUUUGCUCGCGGAAAGAACUGACUAACUAUUGGUCAAUAGAACAGUUAAGAGGGCAUCAUGUCGCGCUCAUCCAGCCAUCUCCUCUCCGCGUCCGUGUCAGCGGGGGCCUCCAUCUUCAUUUACGUCGGCCAGAAGGGCUGCGAUCCAAAUGCUGAUUCGGUUGAUUAUUUAGUGCAGCUAAAGUGCGCCAGUCCCACCUCCUCCACCUCCUCUGCAUCUUGUUAUGGUUUCACUUUCCUGUCCCCUCUCUCCCCCCUCCCACCCCUUUCGUCCCCAGAAGCAGUUCCCUUUAUAUUUAGGUGUACAGGUACACAGCUGGCCAUCCACCCUCUACUUAACUUGAAUUGGUUGAUGCAUACUAUACACAGCAUCCAUAUUUGUCGUUUUCUUGUUUACUCGACGCAGUAUCAUUCAGGAAGAUGAGUGCAUACUAAGACCGGUACCGACUUAUAGUUUUAAAACGAAAGGAGUGUUGAACUCUUGAAUACAUAUUCAUUAUUUGGUUUUCAAAAAAUGGCAAAAUUGGUCAACAUUAUCACAUGCGACGUCAGGCCUACAUUAGUUGUUUUUUAUAGAGAUAGGAAGAGAGAAAGGGUGAAGCUCAGUGAUAUAACAUUUGUCUGCAGAUCAAGAGAUUGCAGCUUCAAAUGCCCCCUGUACUGUACAUCGCUUCGGAUUGAAGAGUCUGCUAAAUGAAUCCAAAAGUGAAAAUGAAUACAUUAUUAGAGAAAGGGGGUGGGUUUAAGCUGGUGUUGUAGUUCGUACUAAGAUAGCUCAAUACACAAUGUUUUUCUCUUUCGAUCUAUGGCAGAAAACAGAUUAAAACAUGUUGAAUGACAGACCUAGGACAUUCUAGGAAGCCACUAGGGUGUGUUUGUGGGACAGUGUUUGUUGUCCUGGUGGCCAUCUUGAAAAUGUUUUCAUUUACAGAAGGGACUCUAAUAACUAUUUAGACGACUACUUGCUUGCAUCACAAUGUUCAUUUUCCCACAUUUUUUGUGUCAGUUCUCGACCCACAACUUGUGGCCUUCUCUAUACUGUGCUAAACCAACUUAUAUUAAUAUAUAUAUAUUUCAAAACUAAAACUUGUUUGCUUUCAAAAAUAAAAAAUGUAUUGUAUAUUGUUAUUUAAACAAAGGUGUGCCUUGCAGGGUUGUUUGUAUAUAAAAGUGUAAUAAACAUUGAUUGUUAACUUUUA